Molecule: messenger RNA, 333 nt
Organism: Colletotrichum truncatum
Lineage: Eukaryota; Fungi; Ascomycota; Sordariomycetes; Glomerellales; Glomerellaceae
Source: RefSeq, a predicted model, not a curated record
AUGGAAUUAAUAUAUCAAGGCGAAACGUCGCCCUUUCCUCCAAAAUUAAACCAUAGGAAAGCAAAGUGCAAUCCAAACAACGGAGGCUAUAAACCAUUUUAUCCUUCCGUGAAUCCAUCCACCAUGCCAACCAUACCGAAAAGCAUCUCUAAGGCAUCCUCACAAGAUGCUACCAAGUCCCUCAAGAAGAAGACUAGAGAUCAGCUCAAAGAAUUGCCGGAGGUACUUUCCAUGUGGAUCGAGGAGUCGAGCGGUACUCAAGCAUAUGGAGACCCCUGGAACUCGGUGCGGGCCGAUGCGGAUCCUAGAGGCAACCCAAACGCAAAAAUAUGA